AUGAAGUGUGGUAAACUAGAGACGAACGAGAAGAUACCGAACAGGCUGGCAAAGCUGGCAAUUGUUCUCUCUUUGAGUUCUCUACUCUUUUUGAUCUCAAUGACUUUGAUCAUCUCGUCGGUGUUGAAUGAAAUGGAAUUAGAAUUGGAUAAUGUUUUUCUGGAUGUUAAUAGAGACGCGAACGAGAUGUGGAGUGAGCUGAUGGCAAUGGGUUCAAGAGGAAAACGACAACUGUUGCCAGCUGAAUACGAAGUUGUCACAGAGUACGCGAUUCCUUACACAACCUCGCAAAACAGCUAUCAACCAAAAUACGGAUAUGGAUAUACAAAGUUGAAAUGUUGUUGUGCGGACUCGUAUGCGAAACCGGGAAUCAAUGAGAAUCUUCCCAUUUCGUACAAAUGUCCACUCGGAUACAAAGGACCACCCGGACCUCAGGGAGAAUCCGGAGAACCAGGCAGCGCCGGAGUCCCCGGCUAUCCGGGAACUCCCGCCACCAAUAUCUACCCUGAGACUAGACUAAGCAGUCUGAAGUCAGCUACUUAUAACUCUUAUCCAUCCGAUCAAUAUGUUUCAUCGAAUCAAUAUGCUCAACCUCAGCUCAAAAUCUGUGAUGAACCUUGCCCAAUUGGUCCUCCUGGGCCUUGUGGGCCUAAAGGUUCUCGAGGCAUUGUCGGUCACAAAGGAAUUCGUGGGGCUUUUGGUGAGCCCGGUAGACCUGGGAAAUCCGGAAAGUGUGGCCAUCAGGGAGAUAUCGGUCCAAGGGGAAUCAAUGGAUUCUCGGGUCCAAAAGGUCCAUCCGGUGCCAAUGGAGUGAAAGGAUGCAAGGGAAGUCCCGGGAGAAAGGGAAUAUCUGGACCAAUUGGAGUGGUUGGGCCUCGAGGGCUGGGAGGACAACCCGGUGACUACGGAGCUCCAGGAGUGCCGGGUCUUUGCGGACAACCUGGACCUAAAGGUCCUCAGGGUAUCGAUGGUGCCUCGGGAAGUGGAGGAGCUUCGGGGAGACCGGGAAAAGACGGGCUUUAUUGUCCAUGUCCACCGAAAUCUCAGCAAUAUUCUCAACCACCUCAACAGCCAUAUCCGAUCCCUUUCGGUCUUCAAUAUGAACAAGUUGUCGGUGGUUCAUCACAAGAGAAUCUCGGCGUUCUUCCCGAUAUUCUUGGUGAUUCCGAGGCCUCGUACACUGGGAUUCCGCGAAAAGCCGAGGAAAAUUUACCUCUGCAAUCCGUUUCAGUCCCGUACUUCGGUGACUCGUUCACAUCUGCCCCUCAACCACCUGCCCCACCACCACAAGAAAUUGCCGACUACAUCGCUCAAAAUUUUGCGAAUGGUGAAGGCGUGAAGAGAGCCGAUCCAAAACCGAGAAGUCCCCGCAAAAAG
Molecule: messenger RNA, 1377 nt
Organism: Mesorhabditis belari
Lineage: Eukaryota; Metazoa; Nematoda; Chromadorea; Rhabditida; Rhabditidae
Source: the annotation of a GenBank genome assembly